Trifolium pratense (red clover) is the source of this 498-nucleotide messenger RNA. Its product is annotated as mRNA decay activator protein ZFP36-like. The record is from RefSeq and is a predicted model, not a curated record. The transcript is spliced from 2 exons. Bases 1 to 498 code for a protein of 165 amino acids. NCBI's taxonomy places the organism in Eukaryota, Viridiplantae, Streptophyta, Magnoliopsida, Fabales, Fabaceae. Gene Ontology annotation, molecular function: mRNA binding; metal ion binding.
AUGGAAGCUGAAAGGUACUCUGCAAAGUUCAAAACCCAGCUAUGCAUAAAAUUCAUGCAAGGAACUUGUGCUCAUGGAGCAAAUUGCAACUAUGCACAUGGCUACUCUGAAAUCAGAGAAACACCAAGACUCUGCAGAAUGUUCUCAAGCAACAGACAUUGCAACUUUGGAAACAACUGUCGUUUCAUCCAUUCAACUCCUCAUCAUCAUGAUUCUGCUAUCAUCAACAUCACUCCACAACAACAACAAGGGACAGUGCAGAAUGCAGGAUGCAGGACCAUGCAAACUGCUGGUCCUCCUGCUGCAAUUAACUUUGGUUCGUCUUCUGCACAAAACAAGAUGGUGCAAACUUCUACUGUUCCUGCUACAAAUGAUCCAGCUAGCAGUAGCACCGUGCCCACAACCAAGUUGCAUAAGAAUGGACCCUAUGCUGGUAUAUCCAAGUUCGACAAAACGGUCAUGCAAAAGGUCAUUGGUAAAUAUGCUGAUUGGAUUUAA